Messenger RNA from Danio rerio (zebrafish), 4638 nucleotides. Lineage: Eukaryota; Metazoa; Chordata; Actinopteri; Cypriniformes; Danionidae. The record is from RefSeq and is a predicted model, not a curated record.
UGUCGCAGUACAGCAUGAAUGAAUCACACGCAGACAGCAGCAGCAGCGCGCAGCUCUCAUAUGACAAGGCAGGUACAUACACGCACACACGCACACACGCACACACACACACACACGCUGAUGCGCCUUUAACACUCCAUGCGGGACACACGCGUCAUGCUCACAUCAUUGGCCAAAGCUGGAGACGAGCACACUUAAUGAUAAAAAACAUUUGUUGAAAAAGAUUCCCGUCAAAUCGGGUUUUAGAAUAAAUCAGUGUCCCACGAAAAGCUGUCAGAGGUGGGCGUUUCUCUGUCACUGGGUUAUUAGAAGCACUUAGAGAUGAAGCAGCUCAGAUGAUGACUGACUGAGGCAGCAUGAACCAUCGGCCUGACCAAAUAUUUCACAGCGCAUUUCUUGGCUAACACGCCACUCUAAUGGGUGAUGCAGAUAAACCGAGUCAGGAGGAGCUGAAGGGAGACGGUGGUGUGACAACAGCCUCCACCACUGUCACUUCCACCACCCCCACAGGCACCUCCAUUCCUCUGGGAAACAUCUCGUCAGACAGACAGGCAGUCCAGGUAAUUCAGCAGACGCUGCACAGACCACAAAGCAUGACAGCUCAGUACCUGCAACAGAUGUAUGCAGCUCAACAACAACACAUCCUGCUGCAGACAGCAGCGCUACAACAGCAACAGCAACAUCAACAAAACCUCACCGCUGCACAGAUUCUGACAACUACAGACACGGCUGCACAGACUAAUGGCAGUCAGUUCAUCUCGUCCCCUUCAUCAUCCCAUGGAAAUGGGCCUCAGUUGGCUAAUGUGACCCAAACAUCAAUCCCCAUACCAACCUCUCCUGUAACUCAGCCAAUGGCUCGUAUCCAGGUCACUAGCUCCAGUAGUACAGGAGGGGCCAUUUCCCAGCAGGCCAUGCUUCUAGGAAACAGCUCUCCCACAGGCAGCCAGGCCCAGAUGUACCUGCGUACUCAGAUGCUGAUUCUUACUCCCGCUGCCACUGUAGCUGCCGUCCAGCCUGAUCUGACUGUCGUGAGCUCAAUCUCCUCUCAAUCAGCAUCAUCACAGGUUCAAAGCUUGGCUCUUCGCACACAUCUUCCUGGAGCUCUCACUACUUCACAGAACAUCCAGAUCAAGCCUCCUCUCCAGGGUCAGACGCUGGUGUCUCCCCCUCCCAAGAUGUCCAUUUGCCCACUCAAGUCCACACAGCUGCCCCAGAACCUGGUAGAAACAUCUAGAAGCGUGUCAGUGUUGAACAACGUGACUCAGACACCAUCCGCCCAACCAGCCAUUCCUCCUUCAACGUUCACACCCGUCCAGUCUCAUCAACUGAUCAGACACCAGCUGCACUGCCCAUCCGGCCCGAGGGUGGCACCACAGCACCUGAUCAUCCAGCAGAGCUCCAGCACUCACAGACAGCUCCAUCCCAUUACUCUGAGGGUCACAGCGCAGGACGGCUCUCCUACACCUUUUACUCUGCAUACCAGAACGACACCCACGACAGCCACUGUCCAAUCACAGCAAACCGAACUCCUCUCAGUGCCCUCCUCCACAAACCAAACAGCCAAUCAGACUAAAUACACAUCUCCGCCAGCAGUGCUGCCCGAUCCUCCACCUCUUCAUCUGGGCCCAGCACUGGAGCCAGUGUCCCAGUAUACCCCACUGUCCUGCCCUCCUCCUCUAAAGCUGGUCCAGCCACAGAGACUGGCUCUGCGCUCAGUUCAGGCUGUAGAGGUGCAGUCGGACCACACGCUGCUGUCUGAAGAGGAGCUGCCCCUCACUGAAGCUGUACUUCAGCUGCCUUUUCAGAGUCUGCCACCACCACAGACUGUGGCUGUGGAUCUAAAGGUGCAGCCGGCAACACAAACUGAAGCAUCGCAGGUGACGCCAUUGUUGGAGAGUGAAAACCUGACUCUGGUGACAGAUGCAGAACAUGCGAGUCCACCUCAGAAUAGCAGAACGUCCUCUUCUCCAACACUCUCCCAAUCGGAUGAACCACAGAGAAGCUCUGAUGUUGUAACAGAUCAACCAGAAAACUUGACAGCUGAUCAGGAGCAGCCAUGUGUACCAUCAAGCCGAUCAGUGAUUCGGUCACCGGAGGAGCCCACACAUGCCACCAGCUCGCCCUCUCCCCUCCUCUCCUCUGCGGUAAGAAGCUCCAGCAGGCUCUCCUCCGCCAGCCUUCCAGAGAGCCCUGAGGGUCGGCCCUCACAGGCCAUCAGUAGACCCCACAUCCUCACACACCUCAUUGAGGGCUUCGUCAUCCGAGAGGGCCUGGAGCCGUUCCCGGUGAGACAUGUUUCCUUAGAAAUGAACCUGCAGGCCACACUGCCAGAAAACAGAGAAGAUGGAGAAUCAGCCCUGAUAGAUGCGGACCAUCCAGACAGCUCCAGUGACUCCGAUAUUGAUGACCCACCAGCAGAGGACGAACAGACAGUUGAAAAGCUGCCUGAAGUCCUGGAAUGUGAGUUCUGUGGGAAAAGGGGCUUGGCUCAGGCCUUUCUCAGAUCCAAACGCUUCUGCUCCAUGACAUGCGCCAGAAGAUUCAACCUGAGAUGUAAAAAGCGUCUAAACCGAUUGAGAGAAGAAAAGGUCACCUAUUGGCCCCACAGAUCCAUGGGAAAGCGAGGAAGACCAUCCAGAUGCUUAAACGGCAGUGCUAGAGAACACUUGCCCAGGCCGCAGCUCCAAGGGUCCCAUCAAGCCAGCGACAACCAGAUGGUGUCCAAUUCAGUGUGGAUGGAAAGAGAGGAGGAGGAAGAUCCACCAGGUCCGAUGACAACAAGACUGCGUUUACAAGCUGAAAGAGAGAAGGAGCAGAACAGAGAGCAAGAGCAGAGCCGAGUGGAAAGCAGCAGCGGCUCGGAGCUUCUCCUGGACUCUAGUCCGUCACAGUGGAGUGUGGAGCAAGUGUGCUCCUUCAUCAGCACUUUACCAGGGUGUCAUGAUGUGGCUGCAGAGUUUGGCUGUCAGGAGAUUGAUGGACAGGCUCUGCUUCUGCUUACAGAGGAUCACCUCAUGAGCGCAAUGAAUCUCAAACUGGGACCUGCACUCAAGAUCUGUGCGCACAUAAAUACUCUCAAACAAACUUAAGACCGUCACAUCCUCCUAAAGUGCCAUGAUUCCAGUGCAUGGCCAUUCAACAACAAACACUACACACCUUCUUCAUAUACCUCAAAGUUUAUUGAUGGAGUUGUCUUGGGUUUCAUUCCAUUCAAUCUGAUUAAAGUUUUGUUUAAAUAUGUAAAUCUAAGUUCUGACCUUGUGCACUGUAUUCAUAGUAAACAGACCUACUGGAAAGUUAGAUUAAGAAAGUCACAACUUGUGGGAGUUGGUACAUAUUGUGUAAAGUAUUUAAUUUUUGUUUUACAUAACACUGUUUAAAGGAACACUCCACUUUUUUUUUUUUUUUGGAAAAACCCACUAGAGUUAAACAGUUCAGAUUUACUGCUUUUUAGCCGAUUGCCUGGUUUGGCAGGAGCACUUUUAGCUUAGCUUAGCAUAGAUCAUUGAAUCAAUUUAGACCAUUAGCAUCUUGCAUAAAAAUGAGUUUUGAAAAAGUUCCUAUUUAAACCUUGACGCCUCUGUAGUUUUAUUGUGUACCAAGACCAACGAUAAUGAAGGGAAAAAGUCUCCAUGGUUUCAAGGUUUUCAGGAGCUGUGUAAUAUCAUUGCGACAGCUAUAGAAUAGCAGCAAAGUUCCUUGAUUAUUACACCGGAAUGACAGUAUAGUAUCUAGCUAUAUCCACAAUGGUCGAGAGAACUUAACAUGAUGCAAUUUAAAAAAAACUAUUACAAAAAACGCCAGCAUAUCGAGAAAAGAUCUUCAUUAGUUUGACAGGGCACAUGCUGCAAAUCCUCACAACGCAAACACAUAAAAAGAACAGCCUGCAUUUUACUACAACACAAACUUCAAUAAAACGCGCUGCAUUUUCUCACAGCACAAACAUUUAAUGAAAACGUGCUGCAUUUGUAAACAACUGAAAUGUUUUAAGGAGACCCUAAAACGUGACGGACCCAGCUAUUUAGGUUAUGGUUAUUUAGGCUAAUAAAUACUAAUCACAUGGAAAUUGGGACAUUAAAACUAGUCACGGCACAGUGGCGUCCGUCACGUUUUUGGGUUCACUUGAAACAUUUGCGUUGUAUUUUGUUUUUUGUUUUUUGUGUUGUGAGAAAUGCAGAGUGUUUUAUUUAUGUUUGUGUUGUGGGAAAAUGCAGCAUGCUUUUAAUGUGUGUGUUGUGAGGAUUUGCAGCAUGUGUACAGUCAAGCGGAUGAACCUCUUAAUUUGCUGGUGUUUUUUGUAAUUGCAUGUGUUUUCUUAAAUUGCAGCAUGUUUAGCUCUCUCGGCCACUGUAUAAAUCAGCCUAGGGGAAAAAAGCUACUUUUCAUUUUCUAUCAGUAUUAGUACACAGUGUAACUACUAGCUAAACUAAGCUAAGCUAAUUGUCUUCCAGCCAGACCUGGAAAUCAGCUAUUGGAUUCUAAAAUAAUAAAACUCAACUGUUUACUUUAGAAGAGUUGUAAAACGAGCUUUAUUUUGUUCCUUUAUUAUGAAAAGAAGCUCUUUCCAGAAAACGUCACUGUUUACAAAAAUAAAGAGUAUAUAACGUGUGUUGAAAAAUAAAGAUUUAUUGAUAAACA